AUGGGAAAUGAAUCCUCCUCAGUGUCAUCCACCAAGGACAGUUUGGCCGAGGAAAUAUUUGGCCUCAAGAAGCGCCGCUACGCUCCCAAAAACAAGAAACGUGUGCUUCUGGAGCGGAAUCAGAGGACUGACUCCGUGGACAGGUAGGGAUAUGUUUGAGUAUGUUUGAGCAUAAGGCAUGUAGAUAUGAAAUUCAAGAUUCUAGAAUUUAGUAUGCGAUACGUAGAUAGGUAAGGCACAGUACAAAUAGGUAGGAAAACACUGACAGAAAGAUAACGGUAGAUAGGCUAAAGAAGUGUAGAGUUAGUCUAAAGUUUUCGAACAAAUAUGUAAAUCAAGAUAAAAAAGAUUUACAUUUUCUUAUAAUAUGACGAAAAUUUAAUGACAAACUCCGAGAAAUUAUUUGUAAGCAGACAUAGACAAGAUUGUAUAACUUUUAAACAAACACAUCCUAGCGCUAUCAUAGUGUUUGGACUACAUUAAGGUACUACAUUUGAGUACUACUAGGUUUAAUGUAGUCCAAACAGAAGAUAGGUUUGGAUUACUACUGUAAACAAGCUGGUCUCUGGUGAUGUUGUAUUGUUGUUUCUGUUCCUAAGGAACGUAAUGUUCAAAGGCCAGACCUUUUGAAACAAACAUAUCAUUGUGAUGUAGACUGUUGUAUUGUUGCCUUCAGACAAGGAAAUACCUAUCUUAAUAUCUUCUUGUAAUUCUACAGAAGCCCGCAGUUACUUUCUUUCCAAAGUAGGUUUCACCAGAGCAACGUAAUCGUAAGAUAUUAGGAUUUAGAUGAGGUUUAGAUGAGGAAGUCGUCUACUAUAAUAUUGACAACUUUUACUGUUAUCUUAAAAACUAAAUUGUUUGUAAAGGUUAUCACAAAGUGAGUAAAGUAGAAAUUGGAAAUAUAAAGUUACAAAAAGUAAAGUAGUUAAAGCUUUAUAAAAUACUUCUACAGUAAUAUAAAAAAAGAAAAAUGUACAGUAAUUCGCAUGUUGAAAAAAGUCGAGUUUCAAUUAAUUGAAAUGCCCUGAGGCAAGAGUUUAUGAUGAUUAAACCCUUGUUUACUCAGACGAAACAACUUGAAGGUAUUCUUUCGCAAAUCCCAUCUCCCACGUACCUUGUUACUUUGGCACAAACAUGGUUAUUGCCGUGCCAGCAUAUGAGCAUUCACCGUUCUAUUUUCAAUUCCUGCAGUUUUAAGCACAUGCCAUUAGGUGUAUAGUAAUUUAUGUUACCGUGCGUUGCAACAUUACUCAUGUGUUGUAGCACAUGUGUAAUGUUGCUUUACCGUGUUAUAACCCAUAGUAAGGUUAUUUUUAAUAUGACCGUGCUCUAAGUAUUACUCAACGUGCUAUGUGUCAUUUAUGUUGCACUUGCUUCCCAUUUCAAUCAUGACAUUUCCUGUUUUUUGCAUUUCAAAAAACUGCGCGGACUUUCUCAGCCUCAGGGCCCAACUUCUUUCUCACUUUGACUUGACACAAUGGAUAGUACGACGUAAUACUAUAUAAUUAGGGUUUGUGCAAUUGCCUUCAGUCUUUCACUUGCAGUUUUGUAGUAUUAUAUCCGUUUGGUUGUGUAUAACUCUUUAAACUAUAUUACCUUAUAUGAACAACCAUAUAGCUGCCAAUGUACCAAAGAUAACUGUGUAUGUAGCUUUUUAAGACUAGUUUAUUACUAUUGUAGUCACAGAACUACAAUAUCUAGUUAUACGAUAUUUAAUUUUAACUCUAAAUUGGCAUCAUCCUGCAGUCAAAACAACCAUAACAGAGAUUGUUAUGCCAGUUAUGUUAUGUUAUUGCAGCAGUAAUGCCUAAUCAAAUUGAUAUUGUUUUAGCGAAACCGGCUCCUCUUUCAUUGGUUGUGGAACAGCGGCCAAAGCUGUUCUGCGCAAAACCUCGGCCCAACGGAGCCACAAGCCUUCUGUAGCCGAACAGUCCACUUCAGAGCAGUACCAACCAGUUCCUUCGCCUAAUCAACUACUUCGAGUGCCCGACUUCGACGCUCCGUACCUGGAUUCUGGGCCGCGGAAGAUAUCGUGUCAAGAAAUGACGACGACGCUGGAUCCGGCGGCUUCUGGAGCUGGCGGACGACGCCGAAGCCGAUCGUUGUGUACACAACAGAUGCAAAAGGACUGUGCCGUGAGUUGUUUGUGUGGAUGUUCUUUAUUGCUUCUAUUAAUAAAUGUUGUUAUUAACACAUUUCGAAAUGUAUUUAUUAAUAUUACAAUCCAGAUAACAAUAUUAUAUGUUAUUGUCUGGAUAUAUGUAUUACGUAGUAGAUUCCGAGAACCUCCUUAUGUAAAUACCUUUAGGCCGUUCAAAACAAUCAAGGGAAUUCAUCGUCACGGAGAUCUUCUAACGGAACGCUACCGACACUGGCCAGAAUCAGAAUCCAACAUUGCUACAAAAGGGCAAAGUAAGUCUAGUAACUUGCACUUUAAUAUUACUGUAGUAACCACGAUACAACUAUUUUCAAAAAAAGGCAAAUCUCUCCCAAAACCCAAUAAAUUAUUCGAAAUUACUUUACAACGUUCCAAAUAACACUUUACACCGUGCAAAGGUAUCUUUGCACUACUUUACUCCUUCAUUACUACCUCAUUUUACAAUUUAGACCGACGAUUGGGCCCCUGAUACUAAAACGUGCGUGUGCCCUGAGGCCAGAAAUUAAACCCUUCCUCGGGUGUCUACCUCAAGAUCGUGUAGACGAAUUGGGCAGUAAUUUGUAUAACUUUGUGACGGAAUGUGUAAAUAAUAUCGACAGUGCGGACACAGUAAGUUUAUUGUAAUUGUCUUGCUGAAAUGACAUUCCUAUCGUUUUUUCCAACAGUUUGACUAAAACCAUGUUAAUUUGAAUGCAAUAACAAUAUCAACAUCGUACUUAAACUCCCAUCUCGAAGUAUAUAAUUAAAAACUGUAUCUGCAGAUCACAGAGAUCUCAAAGGACUUUGGCCGAAUGCACGUCCAGUUGUGUAACUACGGCUUCCGUCCAGACUUCUUCUCCAUCAUAGCUGAUGCCACUAUCGCCGAGUGUGUCAGGUUAGAUGGUGGAGCUCACAAGAGGUGCGAGACUCUACUGGCCUGGUCACAAUUGAUGCAGUCCAUGUUCAGCAGUGUCAGAGACGGAUACUACGUGGAAAUACGACAACAGAGACGCUCUUCCCUACCUCAACAUCGCCUGCUCUCCAAACAAUUGAGUCACAACGUCAGCAUCGACAUCGAAACAUAA
Molecule: messenger RNA, 3225 nt
Organism: Bursaphelenchus okinawaensis
Lineage: Eukaryota; Metazoa; Nematoda; Chromadorea; Rhabditida; Aphelenchoididae
Source: the annotation of a GenBank genome assembly